Messenger RNA from Oncorhynchus nerka (sockeye salmon), 2574 nucleotides. RefSeq names its product major facilitator superfamily domain-containing protein 4A-like. The coding region runs from base 1918 to 2301 and encodes 127 amino acids. The transcript is spliced from 6 exons. NCBI's taxonomy places the organism in Eukaryota, Metazoa, Chordata, Actinopteri, Salmoniformes, Salmonidae. The record is from RefSeq and is a predicted model, not a curated record.
UCAGUCGCCAGGGGAGGGCACUGCGAGUUUGACAGGUUUAGAAGUGUGACGUAACUGGAAGACAAACAACAGGUUAACAGCUCAAUUUACUAACGAUGUGUAGGCAUCCCAACUCCGCCAGCCAAAUUUAAAUAACUUCAGGGGGCUUGUUGUCGGCGCACGUCAAGGUCUCCUUAUAACCUUCGUCUCAAUUCAAUUAGAGGGUUUCAAUUAGAUAAACAGCUCCAGUGCUCGUCACGGCAACAACGAGAUGUUAGUAGAUGAUCUGGUCUGGGCUUUGUUCAAGCGCCACUGGCGGGCUGUGUAUUGCGUUCCUGGGGCCGACCAUCCUGGACCUGAGGUGUCAGACCCAGUCCACUCUGCAGGAGAUCUUCUUCUUCGCCCAACAGGCGCCCUGGGAGGAAUCUUCAAGAAGAUGUCCUGCAUUUCUUCAUAGGGCUGGGUGCGUUGGUGAGUCCCCUCGUAGCAGACCCUUUCCUGUCUGAGGGGAGUUGUGUUCUGGGGGGACAUGACAGCCAACUCCUCCACUGACCCCCAUCACCUUCGCAGCUCCCUGGCAGGCAAAGGGACAACCCCACUGCACAAUGUAUCCCACCACUUCCACCUCCACACAGAGGGCAUCAUCAUCAUCACCACCAACAUCUCCUACUCAUUCUGGAUCAUGUCUUUUUAUUAAUCUGCCUGUACCUGUAGCAGUGUAUUUGUUGAUGUACCUUGAGCGGCUGUUUCCCUGCUCCAACCAAAGCCCUCGUCUGCUGGACAAGGAGAAAAACUCAGAGAAGAACGAACAGGACCACAACAUCCAGGGUAAGACACCUCACCCAACCCAAGGGUAAGUCUAACAAUACUCCCCUCACACCACCACAGGAUAAGACACCUCUCACCCAACCCAGGGGUAAGUCUAACAAUUCUCCCCUCACACCACCACAGGGUAAGACACCUCACACAUUCACCCAACCCAAUGUAAGACCCCCCCCCCCUAAAAUAUCCACAACAGCUGCCAGGGUAGAACCCCAUAGACACUACAGCCCCAACUCCAAAUGUCUCUCCAACUAAAACAUGGCUAGUGCUGGGCUGGCAUAAAAGCCUGAACACUGUAGCUGUCCAGGGAUGGGGUUGAAGAACCCUGAACUAAACAUGUAGUUCUGUACUGUAUAUCCAGGUCACUGUGGUUUGCUUGGCUGCUAUGGUGAAAUGAAGGAUCGCCCCGCCUCUUACUUCCUCCUCUACAUUCUGGGUGGAGCCGUGCUCUUCAUCACCGACGGCAUCAUUGUGAGACUGAACUUUGCCACACACACACACACACACGACUGCUCACUGUCAACCUGCUAAUUCCUGUUUGUUUAACCCAGGGUUCCUACACAGGAUUCAUUUACACCUACGCAGUGUCUCCUCCCCUCUCUCAGCCAGCCAUCUUGUGUGGCAAUCUGACCCAUGUGUUCUGGUCAUCUGUCACCGCGGGCAGACUGGCAUCUAUAUAUCUGUCAUACAGAUACACACAACAACGACUAAUCAAUGUCAGCCUGGUACAGACACACUUCUGUUUUUGUAAACUAGUAGUGUUUGAGUGUUGAAGUGAGAAGUGAAACGGCUUUAUAUGACGCGUCUGAGAAAGACAUUAUUGGAGAGAUUAUCAGAUAUUUGAGAUUGGUGUAUAUUUUAAAACAGUCAGGUGGUUACAUAGAGGUCUUCAUUGCACACUCGUACAACACACACACAUACAAUGUGAAGAGCACGGAACCCAGUUUGAAUUCAAAUAAAGUCAAACAAGCAUUUAGAGGUAGAUUACACAUGGUAAAUAUUCUGAUGUCCUCCUUACAACUGUAUUUAGAGAGAAGGGCAUGAACAUAUGAUAACCAAAAUAAAUAUCUGUACCUCUCUCCUGCUCUCCUGCCCUUCCCUCUAUUUCAAGUGGGGAUGAUAGUGGUGCAGUGUCUGCUGUUGAUCCUGUACUCCAGCCAUGUGUUUAUCUUCAUGGGGACGUGUGUGUUGGGCCUCUUCAUCAGCAGUGUGUUAACCUGCAUGGUGGCCCUCACAGAAGAUAUGGUCAACUAUAAAGGUUGUGUCACUACAGUCCUGGUGACCAGUGCUGGUACGGGAGAGAUGGUUCUGCAGCUUCUCACAGGACAGUUGAUCCACAGCAAAGGCAGUCAUAGUUUCCUGUUGGUUAGUAUGAUCUCAUCCUACAUCGGAUUCACUGUGUUCCUCAACCUACUCUACAUUCAACACCUACACAGGAGCUCCCAAGCAGCCAAAGGUGCUAGUAAGGAAAUCGCCAUGACAGAGAAGCCUUCAAGCUAGUGAUGGAGGCCGUGAGGAUGAAACAAGGGACAGAGAGAUGAAGACAGAUCAGAUCAAACACAAACUCAGAUGGUUGAUUCAGAUUUAGCUGACUUUAGAUACUUACAAUAGUCUAUCCACCCAGAAAUCAGCUGUUUGGAGUUAUUUUUGUAUGUUAGAACUGGGAAAUGUUAUACAGUAGCUGUCUGAAUGACUGUGGCAUUCAUAAACUAGGAGUUGGAGAGUAGAUGUUAAGUUUGCUUGUUUGUGUAUUGAUAAAGCAGUGCUUGUUCA